Molecule: messenger RNA, 2737 nt
Organism: Daktulosphaira vitifoliae (grape phylloxera)
Lineage: Eukaryota; Metazoa; Arthropoda; Insecta; Hemiptera; Phylloxeridae
Product: tyrosine-protein kinase Dnt-like
Exons: 12
Coding region: 243-2258 (671 amino acids)
Biological process (GO): cell surface receptor protein tyrosine kinase signaling pathway; axonogenesis; multicellular organism development
Cellular component (GO): signaling receptor complex
Molecular function (GO): ATP binding; protein kinase activity
Source: RefSeq, a predicted model, not a curated record
CGUGCACUCAGUUUAAAAUUCGCCGUCAUGCAGUGCCGUUGUUAUGUUACUUUUAGCAAUUUCGGUUCAAUUUAUACGAUCAAAUAUGUGCUCACCAAAUUGGUCUUUAAAGAUCAGGUCAAUAAUUAAAACAUUAUAUAAUACUUGAACAAUACUGAACUUAGGUAAUACGCUAAACUUACACUCGGUUAAACAUAAAUUGAUACAUGUUAAAAAAAAGGAAUAAAAUCCAUUAAUGUAAUAUGAUAUUCAUUAUUUAUUUGAUUCUACUAUAUUUUUCAAGUAUAACCUGUCACCUAAAUGUAUUCAUUAGCCAAAAAGAAGUGAAAAAAAUUAUGGGUUUAUCAGCAGAGUUAUAUUAUGUACGUGAUGGGGUAGUUAAUACUUAUGCUAUGAAUUUUGAAGUGCCUGUAUCAGCUAGUAUUAAUGAACUCGAGUUUUGUUGGCAAUCACUUACUCGACACUCACUACCAUAUUCUUGGGACGUAGAAUCCAAUAAUGGUAUUGCAAUGAAGAAACCAGAAUUAGAUAUCCCACAGUCAGGUUGGGUGCCUUCACACGUUGAGUCAUUUCAUCUUAAAUUGUUGUGUACUGGUGUAGUAAGCGCAGAAGUCCGCAUUCAACUUGUUAUUAACAUUACUGCAGUUAAUCCAAAACACAAUGACGUCUCUUUAAUCUUUAAGCGUGUGAAAAUUUGUUUGAAAACCAAUGAUAUGCUGUUAGAUACUUUUAUCGGUAAAGAUGAAUCAUUGGAUACAAAUCGUGUCGAUUAUAUACCCUCAAAACAUGACCAACAACAUAAACACAUUUCUUUUGGUCAAAAACAGCAUAUAGUUACAUCCUCUUCAACCAACUCAAAUUUAUCACAUUAUGCAGCUGGAAUAUCUUCUUUAACAACAAGAAAUACUAUAAAGCUCCAAGAGCGUGAAACUCCCGAAGAAUUAAUUUCAACUAAUGGAGCUUUUUACUUUGCUUUAGGUUGUGGUUCCGCACUAAUCAUAACACUAAUAGCAGUUACUUCUGGAUUAAUUUACAGACACUCGAACAAAUUAUUAUUAAGACCUAAAUCAAAAGAAUCAUUCCAUACAAGCUACACCAGUGCAGCAUAUAUAGCUAAUCCAAAUAUGUUAGUCCGUACCAAUUCAGUAUCAAGCACUAAUGAUACUUAUGCAACUAUUCAAAGUGUCAAAAAAGGAAACUGUACUACGGUGAAAACUAUGAGCUCCAACAAUAGUCAUGUAUCGCCAUAUGCUACAAGUUACGUAGCCUCUGCUGGGAACAUUUAUCAUGUUUAUUCAAAACCAACAUCACCAACACCUUCAAAGAUAUCGUAUUAUGCAUGUACACCACUGAUGGCAGUUAAUGACCGUAGAAUAUGUGAUAACUUAGAGGAACGAAUUUUGUCAUUAAGUUCACAUAGUGCUCCAGUUAAAUUAGAAAAACUAUUAUUAGAAGGUGCAUUUAGUAAGGUGUACCAAGGAACUUAUCAAAUCGAUAAAGGUUGUUCUCAAGAAGUAUUUGUCAAAACAGUUACUGGUGAUGCUGCAUCUCAACAAGUGACUAUAUUCCUAUCUGAAAGUUUGAUGUUACAUGGUAUAUCUGGACAUUUAAACAUCUUACAGCCAAUUGCCGUUUGUCAAUUUGCUGAUAAACCUCCUUCAGUAUUGUAUCCCUUCAGUAAUAAAGGAAACUUAAAAAAAUUUCUUUAUGACUGUAAAAGAAAAUCUAAUGAUUAUUAUAGUCUUACCACUCAAGAUAUCGUUGAUAUGGGAGUUCAACUUUGUUUAGGUUGUGUAUACUUACACAGCCAAGGGAUAUGCCAUAGAGACAUAUCUGCCAGAAAUUGUGUAGUUGACGAAAAAUUAAGAGUUAAGCUUUCUGAUAGUGGUUUAUCAAGAGACUUAUUUCCAGAAGACUACUCAUGUUUGGACGAUAAUGAAAAUCGACCUAUUAAAUGGAUGGCAUUAGAAAGUAUCUUAUUACGCACAUACAACGGAGCGUCAGAUGUUUGGUCAUUUGGUGUUCUACUUUGGGAACUCGUAUGUCUCGGAACUCAGCCAUAUGGUGAUAUUGAUCCGUAUGAUCUCAGUCAUUACCUUCAAGAAGGUUAUAGACUUUCUCAACCAAUAAACUGCCCAGAUGAUCUAUUUGGCAUGAUGACUUGCUGUUGGUUACCUAAUCCAGAAGAAAGGCCGUCCUCCGCUCAAGUAUUGACGUAUUUGCAAGAUUUUCAUAAAACUCUUAAUCAAUUUAUAUGAAUUCAUUAAGGAAUAUUGUAUUUCCUUAAUAUUUUAUAUCUGUUAUGAUUAUUUAAUUUAUUUAUUAUACAUUUAUAAUAUAACCAUAUUUAUUUCAUACAGUGAAUUAAUAAAAUCUUGCAUGAAAUAUGGAUAUGUAAAAUACAUAACGUAGUAAUGUUAUUCAAUAUUUAAUAGUUAUUAUAUUCUUACGUUUAAUGUUUUUUGUCUCUAAAAUAUUAUUAAUUUUUUAUAAUUGAAUAAUUAUGUUUUCAAAACAUAGCUUAUUAUUAUAUGCAUUUUAAAGAAGGAGCUAGAAACAAUUUUUUUCUUCGUUAACAUUGACACAGCCGAUAUCAGCCGUCCACUUAUUUUAAUAUGACAAAUGGUGUCAUCGGGUGUCUCCCUGCCCUUGACACCAUGACAAGAUCGCCGCCGACUAUGAAUUACUAAUGAUGCGUUCUGUUCCGUUUCCGACGUUCGCCUUAACUGGUCGAUAC